Molecule: messenger RNA, 819 nt
Organism: Lichtheimia ornata
Lineage: Eukaryota; Fungi; Mucoromycota; Mucoromycetes; Mucorales; Lichtheimiaceae
Exons: 1
Coding region: 1-819 (272 amino acids)
Source: RefSeq, a predicted model, not a curated record
AUGGAAUCACUCUACGGCACAAACAUUCCUACUGCUGUACUCAGCGGGGUGGCAAUGGUUUGGGCAGGCGCAUUAAUUGUGCUUGACAAGAGACACGCCAUACGCCAUACGCUGACCAUGUUGUCAGGAGCUUGUUUACUCGCUUCUCAAAUAUUCGACUUCUUUUAUAUGUUGGGGGGUGAAUUGUUUCCGCUCUUUGCUGCAACGGCACGAUACUUACUCUGGUGCAUCUCAUACACUGUCAUACUCGAUUGCGUACCUGGCCCAAGGCGAUCAUUGCAGCGUAUUAUUCCAAUCAUAGCAUACACCUGGAGUGCUAUUGGCAUAAUUAUCAUGAUCGUAUAUGCUAUCAUGUACGCUACCAGUGGAUUCUACAAUGAUGCUCUCCCCAUCUUCUCAAGGAUAGGCUGGUAUGGAAGUGUACCACUCAUACUUGGCUUAUACAUCUUAUCAUUUUCGCAAGACUACAAGAUGGCCGUACGCGAUUUUUGUCGUUCGUUUGCUAUCUACAUUUUACUUCUCACGGUCGUCAGUGCUGGUGUGAUCAUUGGGACAGUUUCUUUCUUGGCUGGCAGAAUUCUCGAUUGCGUCGUCAUGUCAAUAACACUCGUCUUCGUAUGCUAUUGUGCACCAAGAUGGGUCGGCGUCAAGCACGAUCGCUUGGCGGAUCGAAGUGAUGAUGAAGAGGAUAAUCCCUUUGUACAAGAUGGCACCCAAAACCCGGAUACCAGAUAUGAUGGUCACACCCAAAAUCCAAAUUACAGAUAUGAUCCAGACGACGUGUAUACCAAGGAAGCUCAAGAUCUAGAUCGCUACUAA